UGGAACCUGAAACAAUCUUCCUAAUUCAUGGGCUAGCCAGAGUCGUCCUCAACGUCAAGAGACACCGCCCGCGCGCGUCGUGCGCCCAGCGCGCGCUGAAGCCAAGCGCGCUGAUCGGGCCCAUGGACGCUGUCGUGCUGGUCAUGGGGACGCUGAUCUUCUUGGGGCUACACCUCUGCUUGACCGAGACAGAUUUUGUAGACUUCAUGCAAUGGUUCAGCACGAUCAUGAAACAGCAGGUGGAUCCUGCCAAGGAAGCGCGGGUGCAGGAGGAGAUGAUGAAGGUUCGCAAGAGAAACUACAAAUUGUUUAGCCGGUGCUUAUGUCAGCUCGAUUUGGUGAUUGGCCUUUUCAGCUUCUACGAAGCGUGUACUGCGCCCGGGUUGGACACCAUUACUUGGGCCGGCAUUUUCCUGGUGGCCUAUGUGCAGCAUUUGAUGGUGGGUAAGGAGAUGGUCGAUUUAAGCCCUCAGCUGAUGAAGAUCGUGGCCUACAAAGCACACAUCUUGGUGCUGCUUUUUAUCAUUGCAACCGCUUGGACGGGACAUCAUGAUCAUGGCUUGAAGUUUUCUUUGAUGCAGGGCUUUCAGAUGGCCUUGCGCUUCUGUGUGUCGCUGUGCUUCUUCGAUCCUUGGGUAUCGAUCCCCUUCAAUUUCAUCUACUUCGUAGCUGACAUGUUCAUCUACCUCUUCGUGGUGGACCAGGAGAACAGCAGCAUGCCUCGGAUGGGCUUCAUUUUUUGCAGCCAAGUCUUCAUUUUGGUUGAAAUCAUUGCCAGCUCGAUUUCCAUAAACCUGGCGCUGCGCAGUCGCACCGAUGCGAGCCUUGAAAACUCCGAUGCCGAGUCCUUGGUCUCGGGCUUCCGCAGGGUUCUUCGGGGCGUUUGUGAUGGUGAAGUCCUCUUGGACAACCGCAUGGAGGUGGCGCAAGAGAGUGAGUGCUUGCAACACUUGAUUCGGACCGAUGAGAAGCUCGCUGGCCGAUCUUUUAAAGAGCUCUUGGUGGAGGACGAGAGGCCUCGCUUCGCCGACUUCAUCGCGUCGUCCACCCGUGCCUUCAGGAUGCCGGAGGGCGAACCCACGCCGCCCUGCUGCCUGCGCAUGUCCUUCGGCUCUGGGGCAUCGGCGACGGCGUCAGGCGGAGUGGCAGGCGUUGCGGCAGAUAUUUACCAUGUGCCGGUUCCAGGGCUCUUCGGGGCGCAGGAGCCAUACCACUUGAUUGCUUUCAAGGAGGAUCCUGAAUCCCGGCCACAACCGGAUGCAGACGAGGAUUCCCUGCCGAUGGAGUUGGUCAACACCUGGCCUAAGACGGGAGAUGUGGCUUCGUUGGGCUCUGAAAGUACUGGAAGAAGCGAAAGUGGCGAAGGUCGGAGGAUUUGUUCUGAGCUGCGAGAGAUGACGCUGUUGGUGGACACGCAAAGCGAACUCCAAGAUGUGAAGGAAGCACAUUUGAGGUUUGAACGCGACGCCUUUCAGCCAGGUGAUGUUGCUUCGGCGCUCCAAUCUGGUAUGCCCAGCUUGCGAAAGUUGGUGAAGAUUACCGAGUGGGAGAAGGUGCGGGUCAGCACCGUGAAGUUUGCCCAGCAUGCCAUGCUGGAUCCCGAACUUCAACCGCGAGUGAUGAAGCAGCUGACCCUGCAGCUCCCGGGCUGUCGUCGUGUCACUGCCGAAGAGGCUUCCUUGAAGCGCUGCCAGCAGGCUGGCUUGGUCUGGCUGCACCUCACAGGGCUUCACCCGCAGAAGCUGCUGAAGAGAUCUGAGCGAAGUCCUGGUGAUGGCCUGCAGGAGGGCCUUACACGCCGGAGAGGGAGAUGACUAUAAUUUUUUGGCUGAGUGCUUCGGCUUCGGAUGAGCGCAUCGCGGGUGUGAGGACUCCAUGGUCAAAAUUGACCCCGGUCUGAGAGGAGUCUUCCACCCAUGAUUCGAUCCAUCUGACUCUUUCCCUCUGAGGAUCGCAUUUGACUCUUCACGUUUCACUGCCUUUUUUUGGACCCAUGUUCCAGGCGAGCAAAUCCAGCGAACAAAA
Messenger RNA from Durusdinium trenchii, 2025 nucleotides. The record is from the annotation of a GenBank genome assembly. NCBI's taxonomy places the organism in Eukaryota, Dinophyceae, Suessiales, Symbiodiniaceae.